Molecule: messenger RNA, 3716 nt
Organism: Coccinella septempunctata (seven-spotted ladybird)
Lineage: Eukaryota; Metazoa; Arthropoda; Insecta; Coleoptera; Coccinellidae
Gene: Oseg4
Product: WD repeat-containing protein 35
Exons: 20
Coding region: 137-3628 (1163 amino acids)
Biological process (GO): protein localization to cilium; intraciliary retrograde transport; non-motile cilium assembly
Cellular component (GO): non-motile cilium; intraciliary transport particle A
Molecular function (GO): protein binding
Source: RefSeq, a predicted model, not a curated record
AUGGUCUGUGGUGCACACUGCAUAUUUCUGUGACAAAUAUUACCAUAGUAACGCUGUCACUCAGGCGUAAACAAAAUUCGCGAAGGCGAAUGUUAUUCACAAAUUGUGAAUUAAUCAUUAAUUUAUUUAUUUGAAUAUGUUCAUUUAUUUAAGCAAGAAGAUUGCUAUACCAAAUCAAACGAAAAUAAAUGCUUUAGCUUGGAAUAAGGAAGAUGGGUACAUAGCAGUUGGGGGUGAAGGUGGUCUUCUGAAAGUGUUCAAACUGGAUGCGGGGUCAGAAAAUGAAACCAACAAAAACAAAGGUCUAUCAAUUACCAGCAACUUGUCGUUGAAUCAAACAUUAGAGGGCCACAACGAUAGUAUCAAAGUACUUGUUUGGAACGAAUCUCAAAAAAAAUUAACCACCAGCGACAGUAGUGGUGUUAUUAUAGUAUGGAUGAUGUAUAAAGGCUCUUGGUAUGAAGAAAUGAUUAAUAAUAGGAAAAAGUCUACUGUUGUUGGUAUGUCAUGGAGCUCUGAUGGGCUUAAAAUUUGUAUUAUCUAUGAAGAUGGUGCUGUUAUUGUUGGUUCAGUGGAUGGAAAUAAAAUAUGGGGAAAGGAAUUGAAAUUUGUUCAAUUAUGUUGUGUUCAAUGGUCUCCCGAUGGAAAAUUGCUAUUGUUUGGCCUGAAAAAUGGACAAGUCCAUGUAUAUGAUAAUCAGGGAUCUUUCAUCAAAAAACUGACAAUACACUGUUUAGAUAAUUCAGAAGAUGAAGUUCCUGUAUCUUGUAUAGAUUGGUAUAGCGGGAAGUAUGGCUACAUGUAUUAUUUUUGUCCAAAUUUAGCAGUAUGUUAUGAGAAUGGUCGAGUCCAAAUUAUGUAUAAUGAAAUCGGAACAUCUGAAUCUUUUAUCGUCCUGAAUACUGGAAUGACUAUUGUUCACUGCAAUUGGAAUCACAAUGGAUCACUGUUAGCUAUUGCAGGAAGACAAAUGAUUGAUGAAAAAUACUCAAAUCUUGUGCAAUUCUACAAUCCACUUGGAGAGCACUUACGAACAUUGAAAGUGCCUGGUACAUCUAUCACAUCAUGUGUUUGGGAAGGAGGAUCUCUAAGGGUAGCUCUAGCAGUCGAUUCGUCAAUUUAUUUCGCAAAUAUACGACCUGAUUAUAAGUGGUGCUACUUCAAGAACACCUUGGUGUAUACUUCAUGGAAGCAUCAGAAACCCGGCCUGUAUCUAACUUUCUGGGAUCUCACUAAUGAUCAGGUUCAUAGUCAGCAUUUAUCAGCUUUGUUAGCCAUUGCUGGAUGUGAAGACUAUUGUGUUCUUGCGGUGCCUUCAGAUUCAGCUGAAGAAACUGGUGGAAAAUAUGGUUUACUUCUUUGUAAUGCAGUCGGAACUCCAGUAGAUGGAAAAUAUGUCAACAUAGAAACCCUUUUUGUUAGUAUGAGCUCGACUUUCGUGGCAGCAGCAUCUAAAAAUAAUUUUUUAAUAUGGCAGUAUAAAACCCCUAAAUCUAUUGGAGUGGAAGGUAAUCAAAUGAAAUGUUCCAUUUUCCACAUUGAUGACACACCUUUGGGUACAACGAACAUUAUUCAAGACUUAGACGACACCGAAAUUGUACAAACAACCAGAACUCAUGCAAGUUUUGAUCCAAUAUGCUGCUUAGCUUGCUCAAAUAAAUGCUUAGUGGUAGGCAGGGAGAGUGGAACUAUACAAUAUUAUGCUCUACCCCACAUCGUUUUAACAAAAAGAUAUAAGGUACAAGCUAGACCCCACAAACUUGCCAUUAACUGUAGUUCCACAAAGAUGUCUGUCAUAGACGUGGCUGGUGUUUUAACGAUAAUAGAUAUUUCUGAUGGUUUGGGACGUCCAUCCGUACCAAUUGAAAGUAAUAAAUUCGAAAGAAAAGAUGUCUGGUCUAUGUGCUGGGCUUCAGACAAUCCCCAACUGCUUGCAAUUAUGGAAAAAACGCGAAUGUAUAUUUUUAAAGGAACUUCCCCAGAAGAACCAAUCACUUGUUCAGGAUACAUUUAUAGUUUCAAUGACCUAGAAGUCGAGUCUGUUCUUCUCGAUGAAUUAACUCAAAGUACAGAGAAGCCAACAAGAAAUUGUUUAGUGAAGGUGGAAGUUAAAAGUUUGAGGGACACUAGGAUCCUACUGGAGAAAGUUGGUCUAACAGAAACUGAAAGUUUCAUUGAGGAUAAUCAACAUCCCAGAUUAUGGCGUUUAUUGGGUGAAGCAGCGCUGAAAAAAAUGGAUUUAGAUAUGGCUUCUAAUGCUUUCAUUAGAUCGAAAGAUUAUGCCAGGGUUUUAUUCGUAAAAAAAUUAACUGAAUUCAACAACCAAACAAUAAAUAAAGGAAAAAUUGCUUCAUAUUUCAAAAAUUUCGAUGAAGCAGAAAAAAUAUACAUGGAAGUGGAUAGGAACGAUCUUGCGUUGGAAAUGAGACAAAUGUUAGGAGACUGGUUUCGGGUCAUUCAAAUACUGAAAAACGGUGCCACAGCUUCUGAUGAAGUUCUGGAAAAAGCUUAUGAGGCCACAGCAAUGUUUUUCAAGGAUUCUAAUAAUUAUUCUGCUGCUGCUGAAUAUUUUGAACUUGCAAAAAAUACUACGGAAGUUAUUGAAUGUUACUAUCUUUUGGAGGAUUAUGAUAAAUUAGCUUCCUACAUUGAUAUUUUGCCAGAAGCUGAUCCUUCACUAAAGAGAAUAGGAGAUAUGUUUGCUAUGCACGCGGUUCAUUCUGAAGCUGUUAGAGCAUAUAUCAAAUUUGGGAGUGUGAAACCAGCUAUUGAUUUAUGUGUACUACAUAAUAGAUGGGACACAGCCAUCGACUUGGCUAAGAAGUAUAAUAUCUCUAAAAUAUCCGAAUAUUUUACAAAGUAUACGAAACAUCUGAUUGAUCAAAAUAAAGUAUAUCAAGCUAUCGAUGUGAAUGUUCAAGCAAAAUUCUACUUUGAAGCAUCUGUUCACGCCUUUCGUUUUGCUAAUAAAAUAGCAAAAAAAACAGGAAUUUCACUGAUUGAUAAAAAAAAACAUUUUGUGUAUGGAGCAAAACUGUUAGAACUCAAUAAUAGACAAACAAAUCCAGUGGAAAUGGUAACAGGGGAUACUGAUAUGUUUUUUAACCAAUGGAGGGGGGCCGAGGCUUAUCAUUAUUUCAUGUUAGCUCAAGAGCAACUGUAUAAUGGAAAACUGCACGAUUCACUCUGUACUAUUUACAAACUACAAGAUUAUGAUGAUUAUAUCAACCUGGCUGAAAUUUACUCCCUCUAUGCAUUCAUUGCUUGCUUGAAUAGAGCAUUUGGAUUAUGUUCAAGAGCUUUUAUAAAGUUGAAAAAAGGAGAUGGCACAAUGUCAGCUGCUGAAUGCAAUGAAUAUACCAAAUUAUCAUGGGAAAUAUUUCUCAAAAAUGAAGCCCAUGACAUGAGAGUUCAAAAAGUGCCAUGUUUCAAAUGCAAUACUUUGAUUCCAUAUUGGAGUACAACUUGUUCAGGAUGUCAGGAAAAGUUUUCAACAUGUGUAGCAUCAGGAAAGCCCCUAAUCGAAGGGUUGAAUACCUGGGAGUGUAAGGAAUGCAACCAUAAAGCUUCAGCACAUCUUAUGAAUUUCAUUAAAAAUUGCCCUUUGUGUCAUACAUCCAUAAUUUGAAUAAUUCUUCACUUACCACAGGAACAUGUUUCAAUGAAAUUACUUUUGAAAAAAAUUCUUGAGGAGAAUAAAGAUCUGAUUAUAUUAA